Rosa chinensis is the source of this 1131-nucleotide messenger RNA. Its product is annotated as ran-binding protein 1 homolog a. Gene Ontology annotation, molecular function: GTPase activator activity. The record is from RefSeq and is a predicted model, not a curated record. Gene Ontology annotation, biological process: nucleocytoplasmic transport. NCBI's taxonomy places the organism in Eukaryota, Viridiplantae, Streptophyta, Magnoliopsida, Rosales, Rosaceae. Bases 85 to 738 code for a protein of 217 amino acids. The transcript is spliced from 4 exons. Gene Ontology annotation, cellular component: cytoplasm; nuclear pore.
CCUGAUUGCAGUUUUCCCCUCAUUGUCGCACGCCCUUCUCUCUAUCUACUACUUCCUACUCUCCACUACUCUCACUCUCCAACCAUGUCGACCGCCGACGCCGAGCACAGAGAAGAAGAGGAGCCUCUCGCCGGAGAUGACGAGGACACCGGAGCCCAGGUCGCCCCGAUCGUCAGGCUCGAGGAGGUCGCCGUCACUACCGGUGAAGAGAACGAAGAUGCUGUCCUCGAUCUGAAAGCUAAGCUGUACCGAUUUGAUAAGGAUGGGAAUCAGUGGAAAGAGCGAGGUGCUGGCACUGUGAAGCUUCUGAAGCACAAGGAGUCCGGCAAGGUUCGCCUUGUUAUGAGGCAGUCUAAAACCCUAAAGAUCUGCGCCAAUCAUCUUGUUCUGCCUAAGAUGACGGUUCAGGAGCACGCCGGGAAUGAGAAGUCAUGUGUGUGGCACGCUACUGACUUUGCUGAUGGUGAAUUGAAGGAAGAGCUUUUCUGCAUUAGAUUCGCUUCGAUUGAGAAUAACAGGUUGUUCAUGGAAAAGUUCCAGGAAGUUGCUGAGUCCCAAGAGCCUGAAGAAGAAAAUGAAGAUGCUAGUGCAGCUGCUGGGCUUCUCGAGAAUUUGAAGGUUGAGGAGAAAGAGACUAAGACCGAAAAGAAAGAUGAGGAAGCGGCACCUGCUGAAGUCAAGGAGGAGGAGAAGGACAGUAAGAGUGAUAAGGCUGGAGAAUCCACUUCCUCAACUUGAAUAUAGGUGUUUUGUUAUAUCCAUAUAUAUACUUGAGAUCCUGAUGAGGUUAGUUUGGCUGGCUACUGUUUUGCGUCAAAGUCUUGGGAUAAUUCAAGGUGGUGGUGAAGUUGAGUCAUUGUUUAUGGGCUCAAUGCUGUGUGUCUUUUCAGAGUCUGGUUUGUUGUCAAGAGUCUCUCCCUAGAGUUUUCCCAUAUUGGGAGUAAGUUGCAGGUCAGCGAAAAUUACUUGUUAUUUAUAAACAGAGGAGCUUUUGUUUGGAUAUAAAUUCUUGAUUUGUUCACGGUCUUGGUUAGUUUUAUGAGCAGUGUGGUUCUAUUGCUUAUUGCAAUGAAUCACAUGUUGCAUCUGCCAGAACAAAGUUGUCUUUUCUGGCAGAAGCAUUUCGGUUGU